GAAAUUUACGACUGCGACGACUGCGACGACAUCACCGCGCAAUUGCACACCCCCGCGCAUCGACCCAGCCGCACACCCGCCGCCGCGCACCCGAGCACCCCGUCCAAUACCCCGCUAUCCCACGCAGCCCGCGAGGGCACCGCCACCGCACCAUGUCGCUCGUCAACCUCGCCCACGUGUGCUCGCACCUGCAAAACGCCUCCAAAGCGCGCCUGGGGCUGACCUCCAUCCCCGUGUCGAAAAUGCACGUAAACCUCGUCCUGGGGCUGCAGCGCGAAGGCUUCCUAUCCUCCGUAACACUGGGCGGCGUCACGCCCCCACGGCCCUUCCACCUAGAAACGCUCCCCACGCCGGAAGCCAACGAGGCGCUGGCGCAGACCCUCGCCGCCGACCCAUCAGCCGCGUACGCCGUGCACUCGCCCGCCGCAACACGGAUCGCGCUAGGACCCUCCGCCGGCGCCCUUGCACCCGCACCCGCCGGCGUGCCGUCGAACCCCGCGCGCCGCCGCCUCUGGCUCGGGCUCAAGUACUGGAACAACGCGCCGGUGCUCACGCACAUGCAGCUGAUUUCCAAGCCCACGCGGCGCAUCUGGCUGACCGCCGCGGACCUGAAUAAGAUCACGCGCACGCGCGAGUCGAGCUAUGUCAAGGGGCUGACGCACCCGGGCGAGUGCAUGUUCCUGACGACCGAUCGGGGGAUUCUGGAGGCCAGGGAGUGUGUGGAGAGGCAGUUGGGGGGGAUGGCGCUGUGUCGGGUGUGGUAGGCUUCGAUAUGGUUCGAGGGAUAUCAAUGAGAGGCAGUUGGGGGGAUGGCAUGACCCAGACGACGAGACAGCGGGGUUUGGGGUGUAUCACAUCUUGUAUCAAUAUGACGGUGGCGGAUGUAUAGCGGUGUAUGUGGUGGUCAACAGUACCGGCAUGUGUAGAAAUAUGACACGUUCACACUUCAGCCCGG
Molecule: messenger RNA, 955 nt
Organism: Boeremia exigua
Lineage: Eukaryota; Fungi; Ascomycota; Dothideomycetes; Pleosporales; Didymellaceae
Product: ribosomal protein S8
Exons: 1
Coding region: 153-764 (203 amino acids)
Biological process (GO): translation
Cellular component (GO): ribosome; mitochondrion
Molecular function (GO): structural constituent of ribosome
Source: RefSeq, a predicted model, not a curated record